AUGGAAGAAUCGACUGCACGUUUAUUAUCUGAUGCACCUUUAGAACCAGAUGUUGAAAUAGGAAUUAAUGAUGGACAAAAAACAAACGUUAGAGGGAACACAAGCUCUUCACAAACCAAUAACACAUCAUCAACAUCAACACCUGCAGCACCAACUCAGAGUAUCUGGGAUCAAUCUAGAUUGUUGGUAGGAUUAAGAUGGUGGAAUGAUAUUCAAGAGGAUGGAUCAAACAUGUGGAUGUUUGAAAGUCGUGAUCCAUCAAGACCAGUUAAUCCAACGGAUUCUCGUAUAUUUUGGAUUUCACUUUAUGCAACAAUAGUGAUAUGGAUAUUUUUUGGAUUUUUUGCAUUAUUAAAACAAUGGUUCUUAAUUGUACUAGUAGCAUUAUCAUUAAAUAUAGCAAAUGCAAUUGGUUAUACUCAAUGUGACAAAGAUGCAAAAAAGAAAUGGGCAAGUAAUUUGGCAUCUAGGGCAGCAUCAGAAAGUCCAGGUCUUGUAGGAAGAUUAUUCACUGCAGGCAUAGGAAAAUAUUUUGGAUAA
This is a messenger RNA of Entrophospora candida, 540 nucleotides long. The record is from the annotation of a GenBank genome assembly. NCBI's taxonomy places the organism in Eukaryota, Fungi, Glomeromycota, Glomeromycetes, Entrophosporales, Entrophosporaceae.